CCCCGUACAACACAAGGAAAACAAACGAAAACUGCUGACGAUGACGAUGAUAUGUUGACACCUUGACGCCCUCGCCGCUCAACAUUAGAAGCAGCUAUUUAACACACGGCAGGUGGACACAGGCGACCCCGUGCAUGGUAACUCACCUGUCCAGCCGGCAAUUACAGUUCAAAAUGUCGCAGCCCACCCCCGCCUCACCAACCGAGCCCAAACUACCUCCGCCGCGCGUGGAGGAGUUUCAGUUUGACGCGUGGACGCUGCGGGUGGUGAAGAGCCACAUCAUGGGGUCACAGUGCGAGGCCACGACACCCUGCACGCCACAGACACAGAAUGAUGACCUGUGCAACUUUUGUAGGUACGAGAGAGAGCUGGAACUUCCGUCCCUGCCCGACAUGGUGUUCGCCAACAACCUCCUGGAGCUACAGCAUCGCGGCGGAGGAGCCAUCGCCUUCACCGCCCUGGACGCCCUGCGCUGCGUCAACCCCAGGGAAAGCACGGUGCAGGUCGCCCAUGCCAAGGUGUGGAGGGAGGCAAGAGCCGACUGUGAGGGCGUGCAGAAGGUGGUUGAGCCCUACGACUGGACCUACACCACCAACUUCCGGGGGCGGCUGAGUGGCGGCCUGGUGGCGAAGGAGACGACGGAGCGCAUCGACCUGGACCGUCUCAAGAAGCAGGAGGAGAUCAAGUUCUAUGGCGAGAUAUUUCUGUUCGAGGACGAGCUGGACGAUAAUGGCUGCACGAGGUGUGUAGUCAAAGUGCGUGUGAUGCCCAGCGGUCUGUUCGUGGUGCUGCGUCACUACCUGCGUGUGGACCAGGUCAUCGUGCGGAUCAACGACACACGCCUCUACAGCCCCGCCGGCGCUGACUACAUCCUCAGGGAGAGCUCCACCCGGGAGGCACCCAUUGAUAAGCUGCGGGUCCCGUCAUCCAUAUACAGCAAUCCAGAUGUAGUGUGGCAGCAUCUCCCUGUGGUGGAGGAGAAGGUGGAUAAGCUGUGCCCGUCAUCCACAUCCGCUGGGGAGUGAUGGCAUUCCACGGCGGUCAAGUUAUCAUUAUCAGUCCUCCUUUGCCUUCAACAUAGCCUGGUGCUCCUCCCUUGAAACAGUACACAAGCUUCAAUACAUUCUCCUCAUUCCA
Molecule: messenger RNA, 1137 nt
Organism: Eriocheir sinensis (Chinese mitten crab)
Lineage: Eukaryota; Metazoa; Arthropoda; Malacostraca; Decapoda; Varunidae
Product: TIP41-like protein
Exons: 6
Coding region: 135-1025 (296 amino acids)
Biological process (GO): TOR signaling
Cellular component (GO): cytosol
Source: RefSeq, a predicted model, not a curated record